CAGGGGCGCUCGGAGCGGGCGGGGACGCCAGAGGCGCACCUUCUCCUACUGCGCAUGCGCGAGGUGCCAGGUGCCGCCACCCAGCGGAGUUAAAGGGGAGAGACCGGCAUGGUUGAAAAUUCUCCAGCCCCGUUGCCAGAAAGAGCAAUAUAUGGAUUUGCUCUUUUCUUAGGAUCGUGGUUUGGCUUUAUUCUGUAUCUUAUCUGGGCAUACGUUCCUGAGACUUGGCUGUUCUCACUGGGACUAACAUACUGGCCUCAAAAGUACUGGGCAGUUGCGUUGCCUGCAUAUCUACUAGUUGUUAUAGGAAUUGGCUAUAUAUUACUUUUUGGUAUUAACAUGAUGAGUACAGCUCCACUCAACUCCACGCAUAAUAUUACAGAUAACUAUGCAAAAAAGCAACAACAGAAGAAAUUUCAAGAAGAAGCAAUUCCUGCAUUGAGAGAUGUUUCCAUCAGUGAAGUAAACAGAAUGUUUUUCUUUCCUGAAAAGGGCAUCUGUGAUAGUAGUUAAUUGUAUUUAAGGUCUGUCUGAAUAAAGUAUUGGUAGCAACAUUACAGAAAUAAAAAAGAAAAUCAAAACCUGUCCGUGCCAGGAGAAGAAAUUUUCUGCUGGUAUAACAAAACAUUUUUUUUCUGAAUUUCUAACUUGAAUUCAUGUAAACAUAUUUGUUGAGAUGGCUUGGUUUUGUUAUGCAUAGGCCUUAAUAAUCUUUUUGAUUCUGAGAAUAUUGCCACAUUAAUUUAACCGUUCUUGUGAUUUGAAAGAAAUGAUCUGUUACUUAUAGGCCAUUCGUAUAUUUUCCCUGUCAGUGUAAACAAAAAAGAACUUGAGCCUAACUCAUUUCUAUUUUUCACUGAAUUCAGAGAGAGCAAAUGUACUCUGUUAGAGUAAUGCUUGAGAAUCUUAAAAUCUUUUCCCUGUUGUUUUUGUUUUGAUUUGGAUUACAAGUCACAUUAAAAUGAAGUAUUUCCAUUUUGUAUUUGCAUUUGUAAAUAUUAAUAAAAUAUAGUUAUUUAUUUUCACA
Rhea pennata is the source of this 1027-nucleotide messenger RNA. It is a transcript of the gene PIGP, whose product is annotated as phosphatidylinositol glycan anchor biosynthesis class P. Gene Ontology annotation, molecular function: phosphatidylinositol N-acetylglucosaminyltransferase activity. Bases 109 to 513 code for a protein of 134 amino acids. Gene Ontology annotation, cellular component: endoplasmic reticulum. Lineage: Eukaryota; Metazoa; Chordata; Aves; Rheiformes; Rheidae. The transcript is spliced from 5 exons. Gene Ontology annotation, biological process: GPI anchor biosynthetic process. The record is from RefSeq and is a predicted model, not a curated record.